AUCAGCUUCCACGAGCACAGCGGCGGUCGUUUCAGCCGGAACAAGGCUUACACCUCCAUCGAAGCCUACCUUAGCACCCAUUUCUCCUCACAAGCCAAGCGACUCAAAGCCGAUAUCACCACCAACUCUACAAAACUGGUUCUCAACCUCGAUAACCACGAGGAAGUCACUGAUCAUUUUGAAGGGGUCAAGAUCUGGUGGAAAGCCCAUGUCUCCACCACCAACCGUCAAAACCCUUUCUACGGCGAUAAUUACUCCAAGGAAAAGCAUUCUUUCAGGCUCUCCUUUCACAAGCGCCACCGAGAUCUCGUCAUUAAUUCUGGCCAAAAUUUAUUGGUCAAUUUUGAAGAACAUCCAAGAGAUGAUGGAGCAACAGAACGUUACUACGCCAAGAUCGGCAAAGCUUGGAAGAGGGGUUACUUGCUAUACGGCCCUCCAGGUACCGGAAAGACCACCAUGAUCGCCGCCAUGGCAAAUCUCUUGAACUACAACAUCUAUGACCUCGAACUCACCACCGUGAAGAACAAUACGGAGCUGCGAAAGCUCUUAAUUGAGACCUCCGGCAAGUCCGUCAUCGUCAUCGAAGACAUCGAUUGUUCGGUCGAUCUCACCAGCAAGAGGAAGAAGGAGAAGGAACAGGAGAAGAAGAAGAUGACACAGGGAACAAAAGCAAAUUAUUGGCCACUGUCGUCUGAUUGUUCUCCCUACUUUCACACAUUCGAGUUUCUCUUUUUUCCAAUGGUUGAAGACGAUAGGGAAAGGAGAAAGAGUAGAAUGUUUUAA
Telopea speciosissima is the source of this 783-nucleotide messenger RNA. Its product is annotated as AAA-ATPase At3g28580-like. The record is from RefSeq and is a predicted model, not a curated record. NCBI's taxonomy places the organism in Eukaryota, Viridiplantae, Streptophyta, Magnoliopsida, Proteales, Proteaceae. The annotation marks the transcript as partial. The transcript is spliced from 2 exons. Gene Ontology annotation, molecular function: ATP binding; ATP hydrolysis activity.